Molecule: messenger RNA, 1011 nt
Organism: Williopsis jadinii
Lineage: Eukaryota; Fungi; Ascomycota; Saccharomycetes; Phaffomycetales; Wickerhamomycetaceae
Product: alpha/beta hydrolase
Exons: 1
Coding region: 1-1011 (336 amino acids)
Source: RefSeq, a predicted model, not a curated record
AUGUUCCCAACAAGAGUUUUGAGAAGCACGCUGCAAAAACUUCCACACAGAGAAACCGUUCCAAUGGCUUACGAUUUACACAUGCCACAGCGCUCUCUGUUCCAAAACCUGAAUGAAAAACAUACAGAGCCAAUUGUCUUUCUUCAUGGCAUCUUUGGCUCGAAGAAAUCGUAUGAAUUGGACUCGAAAAUGAUCGCACACGGUACUCAUACCCCGGUUUACACUGUCGAUAUUCGCAACCAUGGUCAAACGUCACAUGCCAUGCCGUUCAACUACGACACUUUGGCACAGGAUGUCAAGGAGUUUUGUCACGUCCAAGGCCUGAAGAGCGUGAAGCUUGUGGGUUACUCAUUAGGUGCAAAGAUCUCUAUGCUCGCUGCUUUGAAAUAUCCAGAAUUGGUUAAGAGUGCAGUUAUCAUCGACAAUGCCCCCGUGAAACAGCCAUACAUUGAGCUGUACAUGAAACAGUAUGUCAAGAGCAUGCUUCAUGUUCUCGAAGAGGCAAAGAUCAAAACCACUGAUAAAGACUGGAAAAACAAGGCCUCUGAUGCGAUGAAGAAGUUUUUACCAAACGGAGUCAUUAGAAAGAACCUACUCGUCAACCUGGUCAACAAGAAGCCCGAUGGCUUUGAGUCUCCAGUGGUUAACUUUGACGAGGGAUUAAUCCAGUUUUUGAAUCCGAUUCGCCAGAUGGAAGAAGCUGCUGUAAAAGAUGUUACUGAUUGGCCAGAGGAAUCCACAGAGGGGUUGAAGUACAAUGGUCCAGUGAAGUUCAUCAAGGGACUGAAGUCUCCAUUCAUCAAUGAAGAAGGAAUGACAAAGAUUCAGGAUAUUUUCCCGAAUAAUGAAUUCGCCAAUGUUAACUCCUCACACGACAUCUUGGACCAAAGACCAACUGAAUACGUCAAGAUCAUCUGUGACUUCUUCAACGCUCAUAGAUAUGAGAGUGCACCUUCAAAUACAAUCAUAGGGCACAAGGACUUUAAGACUACGAUAGAUAUGAGAGUGUAA